This is a messenger RNA of Onychomys torridus (southern grasshopper mouse), 2366 nucleotides long. It is a transcript of the gene Cept1, whose product is annotated as choline/ethanolamine phosphotransferase 1. The transcript has 11 exons. Gene Ontology annotation, cellular component: Golgi apparatus; endoplasmic reticulum membrane. The record is from RefSeq and is a predicted model, not a curated record. The coding region runs from base 464 to 1714 and encodes 416 amino acids. Lineage: Eukaryota; Metazoa; Chordata; Mammalia; Rodentia; Cricetidae. Gene Ontology annotation, molecular function: diacylglycerol cholinephosphotransferase activity; ethanolaminephosphotransferase activity. Gene Ontology annotation, biological process: phosphatidylethanolamine biosynthetic process.
AACGUGCGGCUGCCUAUCAGUCACUCAGUCGGCUGGGCUCGGAGUUGCUAUUUCUAGGCUUGUGCUGGUUGGGUCGGGUUCAGUGCUUGGCAUUUUGUUACCAGUUUUUGCCAUGUUGUAUCAUUGCCAUUGAAUAUAUGGUUUUGCUGAAACUCCUAACUCAUCAGGCAACAAUCCGUAGUUGCUUUUCAACAUUUAUUUAUCAGGUCCCCUCCCUAAUAGCCUCACUAUUAGUAUUUUUCUUUAGUAGUGGCAGAGGUGGGCAAGCUGUCUACUACUGGAUUCCCCUGAAAAGCUUGUAAACAUACUGCUGAAUCAGUGCAGAUAAGAACUUGGCACCCUUAAACAUGGGGGGAGGAAGAGAAGUUCUAGAAUUUCACACAAGUUGGAUAUUGUGUAAAUAGCCCAGAAGACUACCAAACAAGAUAAAUCAUUGUCUCCAAGUAAAAGAAAACCAAGAUCCAUGAGUGGGCAUCGGUCAACAAGGAAACGAUGUGGAGACUCUCACCCAGAGUCCCCUGUGGGCUUUGGGCAUAUGAGUACGACAGGGUGUAUAUUAAAUAAAUUGUUUCAGUUACCAACACCACCACUGUCAAGACACCAAUUAAAACGACUAGAAGAACACAGGUAUCAGAGUGCUGGACGGUCCCUGCUUGAGCCUUUAAUGCAAGGAUACUGGGAAUGGCUAGUUAGAAGAGUACCCUCAUGGAUUGCCCCAAAUCUCAUCACCAUCAUUGGACUAUUGAUAAAUAUCUGUACAACUAUUUUAUUAGUCUUCUACUGCCCUACAGCUACAGAGCAGGCACCUCUCUGGGCAUACAUUGCUUGUGCAUGUGGCCUUUUCAUCUACCAGUCUUUGGAUGCUAUAGAUGGGAAACAGGCAAGAAGAACCAAUAGUAGCUCUCCUUUGGGAGAACUUUUUGAUCAUGGCUGUGACUCGCUAUCAACAGUUUUUGUGGUUCUUGGAACUUGUAUUGCAGUGCAACUCGGGACAAAUCCUGACUGGAUGUUUUUUUGCUGUUUUGCUGGGACAUUCAUGUUCUAUUGUGCACACUGGCAAACAUAUGUUUCUGGAACAUUGCGAUUUGGAAUAAUUGAUGUGACUGAAGUGCAAAUCUUCAUAAUAAUCGUGCAUUUGCUGGCAGUGAUUGGAGGACCACCUUUUUGGCAAUCUAUGAUUCCAGUGCUGAAUAUUCAAAUGAAAAUUUUUCCUGCACUUUGUACUGUGGCAGGGACCAUAUUUUCCUGUACAAAUUACUUCCGUGUAAUCUUCACAGGUGGUGUUGGCAAAAAUGGAUCAACCAUAGCAGGAACAAGUGUCCUUUCUCCUUUUCUCCAUAUUGGAUCAGUGAUCACGUUAGCUGUUAUGAUCUACAAGAAGUCAGCAGUUCAGCUGUUUGAAAAGCAUCCAUGUCUUUAUAUACUGACGUUUGGUUUUGUGUCGGCUAAAAUCACUAAUAAGCUUGUGGUUGCACACAUGACCAAAAGUGAAAUGCAUCUGCAUGACACAGCAUUCAUAGGUCCAGCACUUUUGUUUCUGGACCAGUAUUUUAACAGCUUCAUUGAUGAAUAUAUUGUACUUUGGAUUGCUCUGGUCUUCUCUUUCUUUGAUUUGAUUCGUUACUGUGUCAGUGUCUGCAAUCAGAUUGCAUCUCACCUGCACAUACAUGUUUUCAGAAUUAAAGCCUCUGCAGCGCACACUAAUCAUCAUUAGUGAUGUGGUUGGGGAUCUGUUAAGCUCAUGUUUUCUGCAGGAAAGAAUCCAAACGUGUUAAGGAGAAUGGGAGUGAAUGAGAACAAGUGUAAUUUAUAAUAAUCAAUGUUAUAUAACUUUCAUUCUUUGUCACUGGUAACACUCCCUAACUGUCCUGUUGAGAAUGGGAAUUUCAAGUCCCAUCCUGUAAACUGAACAAGUUGUUAAACAGGGUUUGGCUCCAGAAAGCAUGCAAGGAAAAUGCCAUGUGUUUGUGAUUAUCCUGAAUUCAGACUAACAUGGUCAGAGGAGCACAUCCCCAGUGGUGGUGAUUCUAUUGUAAAAUUUUUGCAGGCCAAAAAAUGGUUGCUCUAUAAUUUUAACAAAUCAUCAUCUUUUAGUAACACCUUGUUUAUUGUCUUCUCAGACUUUCUUUUAUAAGGAGCUCAGCUUGUGACAUACAUCCUACUAGCUUGUGAGGUGAGAGCAGUGAUAAAGACCUUAAAUUUGGAUGGAAAUGUUUCCUGUCUGUACAUUGUUGAGGAAGUGAUUUUAUUAUUGAUCAAGAAAUGGUGUUUCUCACGGGCUUGGGAAAUCUUGCUAGCAUGCAGAUAAUGUGGUAACUUUGUCAAUCCAUUUUAUUUUUUUAAAUAAAUAUAUGAUCUCAGAACCA